Parascedosporium putredinis is the source of this 279-nucleotide messenger RNA. The record is from the annotation of a GenBank genome assembly. Lineage: Eukaryota; Fungi; Ascomycota; Sordariomycetes; Microascales; Microascaceae.
AUGGGAAGGCUCAACUUCAACAACCCCACGCGCCGAGACACGACCGUGAUGCCCGCCAAGGGUUGGCUCGCCCUCGCCUUCCGCGUCGAUAACCCCGGCGCGUGGCUCUUCCACUGCCACAUUGCCUGGCACGCCGGCCAGGGUCUCAGCAUGCAGUUCCUCGAGACCGUCUCCGAGAUUCCCGGCACGGUCAACCUCGCUGAGCUCGAGCCUACCUGCAGCAUCUGGACCCAAUACUACGCCACCUCUCAGUGCAAGCAGUGGGAUUCCGGUCUCUAA